Vicia faba (fava bean) is the source of this 339-nucleotide messenger RNA. NCBI's taxonomy places the organism in Eukaryota, Viridiplantae, Streptophyta, Magnoliopsida, Fabales, Fabaceae. The record is from the annotation of a GenBank genome assembly.
AUGAUAAACAUGAGCAUGAUUAGAGUUUCACCUAAGACUCUCAGACAAAGAAUACAAGUGAUCGACGUACCAGGGUUGAAAUCUGGUGACAUAAAGGUUCACGUGGAAGAUUAUGACGUGCUUGUGAUAAGUGGUGAAAGAAAGAUGAAAGGAGAUAAAGAAGGUGCAAAGUAUUUGAGAAUCGAGACAAUGGUUGGAAAAUACAUGCACAAGUUUGUUCUUCUUGAAAAUGCUAAUAUAAAUGUUGUUUCGGCUGUGUGCCAAGGUGGAGUGUUGAGCGUUACUGUUGAGACAUUACCUCCUUCUCAACCUAAGAAACUUAACACUAUUGAGGUUUAA